UCUUUUUUUUGGCUGGCACUGUUUGAAUCGGUGGGAGAGAGAGAAGGGGGAGACGGGGGCGAGCACAUCGAAGACGAUGGCCUGCGAUGUCGCCGCCGACGAGCCACCCGCCAUCCCCACCGCGCUCGACAAGGCCCCCGCCGUCUGCCCCGCCCAGGAGCCCCGCGCGACUGACAACUCCCCCGCCGUCUGCACCGUCCGGGAGCUCCGUCCGCCAUGGGCAGGGGCCCCGAUCUCUGCGCCGGCGACACUGAGCAUGCGGCACACGAUAGAAUGAAGGGCUUGCACCCUAGUUGAGAUGGCCGAACUUCUAGUCUGGAAGACCAUGCAUGCUUCUUCUUUUUUCUCAGUCAGCUCUGGGAGCUUUUAAGCAAAGAUACAAAUCCUGACCUUUUGGAGACAAACAACAGUAGCCAAGAACAUGAUUCAGGGGAUGACACCAUGAAUCACAAACAUGAACAAAGUAUAGUGGAUCUGACAGAAAUAGACGCAUCUGACGGCAUGCUGUUUGACGGCUUGAGAAGAAUUUUAGAGGAAAGACAAGAGAGGAAGCAGGAAAGGAGUGCUUUGAAAGAGAAAAGGAACAAGAGGAGAAGGCCAGAGGAAGGAAACCCAAACGACACAUUAACAAAGAAAGAGCAACUGCAUACAGCAGAUUUAGCAUUGGAUAUUUCGCAAAGAUUGUUGAUGUUGUGUGCAAAAGCAAUCAUAGGAUGGAGGUUGUUAGGGAUGGUGGUUUUGGAUACUUGCUUGAGCUAGAUGAUUGUUAUGUUCCACGGCCAUUCGCACAGUGGGUCGCGGACAACAUAUCCACAAAAGAUGAAGCAAUUGUACUUGGUGGGAAAUCAAUUCCUCUCAACCCUGAAGCCGUAUCAUUAGUUCUUGGUAUACCAGCAGGCGGAACAAAGAUCACAGUGCUAGACGAGGAGUUUGGCAAAGCGGAGUUUCUAUCACUGUUUGGGCUAACAGAUCUUCCAUCCAUAAGUUUCUUCGGGAACAAGAUUAUAAAUGAAGAGCUGCCUGACGACGUUUAUCUUCGCUGCUUCUUGAGUGUCGCACUAGCAACCUUCCUGUGUCCCACAUCCAACACAAAGCCAAGCACCAAAUAUUUGGGAGCACUUGUGGAUGUGUCAAAGUCAAAAGAUCUUGAUUGGUGCUCUUUUGUCCAUACAUGGAAUAUCGCCUAUGUCAAGAAGUACCAAACAGACAAGCUGAAGCAGAAACGGAUAACAACCACUUUGGGAGGCUGCAUUUAUCAGCUAGCAGUUCGGUGUCUAGACUUCAACAAUUUUGGAUCAAUAACAAUUCCACCAGCACUACCCAGGGUUUGUUUUUGGAAAGGACAAACCAUUAAACAUUUCAGUGAUAUGCUAAUUGGGAAAGAUGGAUUAUAUGUAGCUCUUCAAAUAAAAGAUGAGGCAGAAACUUGCUAUGCAGAAACUGACGGUGCAUGGGCAAGCACCGCCAAGAACUCAAACAUCCAAAAAGCUCUAUAAAGGGUCUUAGGCAACACUUUUUCAGAUAAGAUCAAAGAAGAUAUAUUCCUCAAUUUCCAGGAGCGUGUAAAAGAUCAAAACCUGACCACUUGUCUGAUAGCAAAACAAGUUUUGCUGGAUACUUUGAACAUUGUCUCUUCUUCUUUUAAUGGCUCUCAACAUACAGAGAAGUUAGAGUCAUCCGAGCACUUGUACUUGACAUCCGACAAAGAUAAUUGGUCUGGCAGUACUAUUAGAGUUGAUUCUAAUGGGAUUGAAAUUGGCAGUGAUCGAAGAGGCAGGAAGAAGAGAAUGAAGACGAGUACACAACAGUCAAUAACUUCAACAACAAAGCACACCUGAAGUUGACACACAAGGAGUCAAAGCUGAAUUGCAACCAGUACCAUGGAAUGGUCCUAUAAAUGAGCGCAAACAUCAAGAUGAAAUGGAAGUAAAUUCUGAAAUUGCUAAAGGAUGUACACAUAUAGUUGGACAACCGGUGCGUGCUGAAUGCAUUGCACUGCAACAACAAGGAGAAAGCAUGAACAAGGUUGGCCCUGCUAAACACAACCAAGACACAAAUAUGUUGGAUGGACAUAGCAACAUCCUCGAGCGCAGUGUCAAUGCUUGUCCUAUUGAAAUAGAAGCACCACAGAAAAGCACUACCCUGAACUACAUGCUAUUAUCAGCUAGAUUGGCAAAAGCAGUGAUGAGCACGACACAAGUUAACAAUUCAAAGGAAGUAUCCACUAGAGAUGUACAGACAACAUUCAUAGGGUUAGAACAUAGUACUGUUAACAACAAUAAAACACAGCAUUGCAUAGACACUAGUACCAUGGAGCAACGAAAUGAGAAGCAAGCAGUGGUUUCUGAAUGUGUGGAACAUCAAAACAACAUUGACAAAGAUCAAAACACUGCGAAUAAUGUCAGCGAUUACAAGAAGCGCGUUGAACUUGAUAUAGAUAUCAACAUAGCACUAUCAAACAACGAUAAGCAACAACAUGUCAAAGAGUUAUAGGACACUUUGCAUCCAUUAGAUAUUGCAAGGCAAAAGUACUUCUUCACAGAUGAUGCGACACCUAGCUGCAGAAUUCUCCCAGACCAUGAUGAUUGUGGGAAUCAAAUAGUAGAGCCAGAAUUGUGGCGCCCAUUAGAGAUGAACUCGGAAGAAUAUAAUUCUCAAAUAGAGGAAGCAAAGAAAAAAUAUCCAUGCAAUGCAAGCAAGGAUGAGCAAGAAGUGCAAGGAGAUUCCUCCAUACAGUGUGCGCAGAGACAACCCGUGUCCACAGGCAUUUGCAAGUACAGAGACUUUCUUCCACAGUUUGAAGAAAAGGAUGGCAUCAUCGACUUGAGAUAUUCAACAACAGCAAUUUUAGGGAAGAGGAUUUUUUCAGAUGAGUUUGAUGAAAAUGAUGAACAAGAAGGCACUAAACACCAACCAAUCCCUGUGUCUCCGGAUGUUCAAGUUUUGGGGGAAAGAUCAUUCAAUGGUUCAUGCUCUAGUAUGGUAAACACAGCGGACAAUUUAUACAACACGAAGCUAUCAUUAGGCACUUCAUCAAGUGGUAAAGAGAAUUUGCCUCCAAAAAGGAUAACACACCCAAGCAAGUGGCUCUCCUCACCAUAUGAUCACAACGAGAGAGGACCUCUUCAGCCACAUGAGAUAGAGCUACACAGGGGCAUAGUGGCACUAAGCAAAGUUGAACCUCACAGAAGCAAAGUGGUUGUGUUGAUUGACAAAACAAGCCUUUUCCUUGGACAACUUGGCGAUUCAUUUGGUGUGAGUGGUCACGUGGAAGCAUAUGUUUUCAAUGUUUUCUGUCGGAUGCUCUUUCGAGAGAAUCAUCCAAGGAGAUCAAAAACGCACUACUUCUUCACUACACUAGGUGAUUAUUUUCUUGAAAAUUGGAAAUCUGAAGAAGGAAGGAGGGAAAUGAAGAGAAAAACACUUAGAAGCUUCAAUGGAGCUGGGAAAGCAUUGCCUCUACACGAAAGUGAUCGUAUCUUCUUUCCGUCAGUACAUGAUGAGCACUGGUUCUUGUUCGUUGUUGACAUUAUAGCAAGAAAGUUUGUCUUCCUAGAUUCAUAUUAUGAAGGGAACACACCAUUCCACAUCGGGAUCAGAGAUUUGAUGAUAAACAAUUUCAUAAAAACAUGGGAAGAUUCUAAUCUGAGAGGAAUGAGUUUCAGAAAGUUUGGUGUAGAGUACCCAAACAUGCCAAAGCAAAUCGGAAGCGACGCUUGUGGGAUUUUUGCUCUUAACUGGAUGCAAACUUGGGCUUCGCGAAAUCCUAUGCAGCGACAGUUCACAAUGAACGACGUAGCAAACGCAAGGGUCAGAUUUGCUGUUGACAUUCUAUUUAGUAUUCACAACACAGAGGAUCAAGGCAAAAUACUCGUCCAGAACUUCGCAUGGUAAAUUGAAGGUCAAGGAGGCCAACCAACUGCAACAUUCUCUGUAAUGGAUGGAGGAAUACUACAAUAAAGUACUUUAGCAAGAUGAUCAAAAACAAUCACAAAAGUUAAACAACAUCACAAAGUGUCCGGUGUACAUGGAGGAACGAUAUGUUUUUUUCUUUUUCAUUUGAAAGCAAAUCCAAGUUGUAUAGCAGUGUCGUAGAAACUGGUCAUUACCCAGAAAACAAUUUGGAAUGUCCCAUUUUGUUUUCAGAUCAAUAUCGAAACAUCGGUUUUAGAGUGUUC
Messenger RNA from Triticum aestivum (bread wheat), 4178 nucleotides. RefSeq lists its product as uncharacterized. The transcript has 24 exons. Gene Ontology annotation, biological process: proteolysis; protein desumoylation. Gene Ontology annotation, molecular function: deSUMOylase activity. Gene Ontology annotation, cellular component: nucleus. NCBI's taxonomy places the organism in Eukaryota, Viridiplantae, Streptophyta, Magnoliopsida, Poales, Poaceae. Bases 2632 to 3894 code for a protein of 420 amino acids. The record is from RefSeq and is a predicted model, not a curated record.